CCCUCGAGCGACGUGGCCAAUCAGUGUGUGUGUCAGCGACACAUGAAUGGCGAUAUCCAAGGAAUGGCUCGCGGAACAAAGAAGCCGCCGGUCUCGAAUUCCCGUCGAUAGAGAAAAUUCGCGAAUGAAACAGCAUAGAAGAUUUGUUGUUAAGGCUUGAGUGAAACCAAAUGAAUAUCUUCGACGCAAAGUCCAACAGUUUUGGUUUUGUUUUGCUCAAGGAGGGACCUUGGCCUCGUGAGAGCUUUGUCGAGCGCCAGGCGAGGCUGUUGGCUACAUUGGAACGAGCGAGGUUCCUCUGACAGUGGACUGAGUGUCUCUGAGAGCGGCUCUCAGCCAGGGACGACUGCCCUUCUGGCCACAGCGCCCAUGAGGUAACGGCGAGAAGUCCCAUACCACCCUCGCUCCGCCCUCCACCCCAUCUCCCUCUAUCCCUCCAUCCCUCUCCAGCGAUGGGUCAGAAGAUCUCGGGCAGCAUCAAGUCGGUUGACGCACGGGGCGAGCCCUCAUAUCGGCCUGUCCGCCGUGAGCUGCGGGGUCCAGACUUCUGCCGGCCUCCUCGUCUUGACCUACUUUUGGACAUGCCCCCUGCAACCUCUGACCUGCAGCUCCACCAUGCCUGGAACCCAGAGGACCGCUCGCUCAACGUCUUUGUCAAGGAGGACGACAAGCUGACCUUCCACCGCCACCCGGUGGCCCAGAGCACCGACUGCAUCCGUGGCCAGGUGGGCUACACACGGGGGCUCCAUGUCUGGCGGAUCCACUGGCCGGCGAGACAACGAGGAACACACGCUGUCGUAGGGGUGGGCACGGCUGACUCUCUUCUACACUCUGUGGGUUACACAGCCCUGGUGGGUUCGGACUGUGAGUCGUGGGGCUGGGACUUGGGCCGGAACAGACUCUACCACGACAGUAAGAACCGGCUGGCCUCCACCUCGGCACCAACAUACCCGUGUUUCCUGGAGGCAGACGAGUCGUUUGUUCUGCCGGAUGCCCUGCUGGUGGUGCUGGACAUGGACGAGGGCUCGCUCAGCUUCAUGGUGGACGGCCAGUACCUGGGCGUGGCCUUCAGAGGGUUAAAGGGCAGGAGGCUGUACCCUAUCGUCAGUGCCGUGUGGGGACACUGUGAGGUCUCCAUCCACUACGUCAAUGGACUGGAUCCGGAGCCCCUCCCCCUGAUGGACCUGUGCAGGCGAGUGGCCAGGCUGGCUCUGGGGCGGGACCGAGUCAACCAGAUAGACACCCUCCCUCUGCCAGAGACCAUCAAGAACUACCUCCAGUACCAGUGAACCUACACUCACCAGGACAACGAACAACUGCUUGACGACGGCUACAUUUCACUACGGUCAACCACAAACAAUUGAACCCUGAACCACUGGACAUCUACUGAGGAUGAUGAUGGUCGGGAGGAAGCCUAUAAAGGAGUUGCGAGUUUCCUUUUAGGAUUUGUCCAUUUUGAACUCCAUUGUUUCAAUUUGCUCACUGCUGUCCCCCAGAUGGACAGAUGAGCGAUUGAUGGACAGACAGAGGUAGAUGGGCUUGAGACUGGACUCUAGCAGAAGUGUUGGGCUAUGAUGCUGUCUUCUCAUUGGGUCUAUAGCAUGGAAGCUUCUAGAAUAUAUUCCUGGAGGAACAGGGCAUUUUGGGGAUGAUGCACAGUUACUGUACAUCUAUAGACUCUCUGGAAGCCUCUCUGCACAUGUAGAUAUUUAGACUCUAGCAGGCUCUACUGAGGCUCACCAGCCCCUAGCCACAGGGACGCGAACAUCGUUCAAAGCAUGCAUAUGCAAACACUAGCUCAUGCUCAGAGGGGCUGUUUUCAGUGUGUGUGAGGUUUUAUGCAUGUGUGGGUUGGUGCGUGUCGGCCUUGCUCUGCAACAGGCACCCUAAGACAUCAGUCUGACCCACUGAGUUUGGCAACACUGCAGCCCUGAUAUCUCUAGUCCCCUGCUGCACUGCACCUCCCUCUCAACUGGCAGUCUCCCUUUAUUUAUCAGUGGGUUUCAUUGGAUCCAUGACUCUGUCUGGGUGAGUGACUGGGUGUGCGUCCACAGUGGCACCCUAUUUCCUACAUAGUGCACUGCGUUUGAUCAGCUUGAUCAAAUGGCGUGCACUAUGUAGGGAAUAGGGUGCCAUUGUGGACAUACAUGGCAUGUGGUCAGUCAGUGUGAUGUGUUAAAGCUGAGGUUGGUCUGAGGGCCAAUCUGCUGUUACUGUUGAUGUGCCUGCUCAGAGAAAGCACAUCUCACAGGAGACAAAAAAAAGACCUGCUGCUUUUUUUUCCCUCUUUCCGUUCUUAUCCUGAUGGUGACUAUUCCUUUAAGUAUAUUGUUCUGUUUUUAUGACUGGGGAUUUACUUUGUUUCUGAUUUUUGUUUUCUAUGGUUUUGAGCUCUAUUUGCCGGACAGGAAGUGACCCGGGUGAGACAGGAAGUCUCGCUGAGAGAGACUGAUCGAGGAAUGUGCUGCCAUGAUAAUCUUUUAAAUGUGAAUAAAACACAAAGAAACUGAACCAAACACGCUGGUGUUUUCUGUCCAGUUGGACCUACUGUCACCUCAGUAUGCCAGUGUCAUCCAAAUGAAUGGAAGCCUCAAUGCUGCCCAGCACAUUCACAACACUAUGCCUUUGAACCAAAAAUAUAGUCAUUCAGUUAUUUCACUGUGACUUAAAGUAUGUCGCUGUAGUUGGAUGCCUGUGUUUGAUAUUUAGUCAGGGACGUUUUCUGAAGCUGAUGUCCCAUGGGGCAGGCUUUGAACAGAGAACAAAGCCUGUUCUGUGAUCACAGUUCAGACAAAGCAGCUUUCCCUGACCAUUCAGAAAACCCUGUCAUGUUUUACAGCAUACAUCUGUCUGUCGAUCAUAUCAAGAUCACAGCAGGACAGCAAAGUGCUACUGAUGAUUUAACACAAGUGGUGUUAGAGUUCAGUUGUAAGGAAGGAAACAUUUCCCUAAAUGGUUACUAUCAUCCUAUAGGUAGGGUUACCUGCCCAUUACCAGAAGUGUACAUAACCUUGUGUUAUAGCAAUUGGCUCAUUCACCCCCCCCCCCUUCCUUUCCCCUGUAACUAUUCACCAGGUCAUUGCUGUAAAUGAAUGUUUUUCUUGUCAACUUACCUGGUAAAAUAAGGGUUACAAAAAAAUGGAUCUCAGGUGACGGCUUUAGUGCUGAAAUGUAGGUUAAGAAGCAAGGAUUUGAAGGAUGAGGAAGCGCUUCAGGGCAUGAUGCUGGACACAGCAUCACAGUUUGAGGCUAAGACCAGGCAUUGGAAAUCAAAUAUCAGUUAAAUGAGAUCAUCCCUGCCCUUGGAAUUUAGUAAUUAAUUUACUCCCUUGCGGAAAGGUAGGAUCAAAUCAGGUCCUCGAUCUGUCUAAAAGGGGCUUAUCCUUGAUACACCCCGUUUCUUGACAGUUUGUUGUGGCAGCUUGAUUUGAGCUGCGCUACUAUGCUGAUUUACAAUUGAGCUCUGAUUAUAUCCUGUUGACUGGGGUAUAAUCUUACAACAGUGGCUAUUGGCUCCCUCCCUUCUCUUCCCUCUCCCCCUACUCAACCCAUUUAUUUCUCCCUACUUCUCACCCUCUCCAACCAGUUUUCCAUCAUCGUCCAUAUUAUUACUCUCUGCACUCUCCUGUCCUUUACCUCUUAUGCCUGUACUUUCCAUCAUAUUCAUCACGAAAGAUGUAAUCUCUACCCUCACCGGUCUAUUCUACUGCCUUCACACUCUCCAUGAUGCCCAUCAACAUUCCUCCUUUCACUCUUCUCUGCUCCCUCAUCUUUACCUCACUCCCUCAUUCCUUUCCCUCCCUCUCAUCCUGUAUUGAGUGACAUGGAGGGAGGAGAACUGUAGCAGUUGAAGGGCUGUUGUCUUCCACAGAGGCUGCAUGGAGGGAAGAUGAAGAAAUGUAUAAUUCCUAAAAGAAAAUCACCUCUAGGUUUGGUCUUAUCUCCUGCAGAGUGUUAUGUAUUGUGUGGUCUGUUUCUCUCAGAUUAAAUGAAUGAGUGCUUGACUUCUCAAA
Salvelinus namaycush (lake trout) is the source of this 4013-nucleotide messenger RNA. RefSeq names its product SPRY domain-containing SOCS box protein 4-like. Gene Ontology annotation, cellular component: SCF ubiquitin ligase complex. The coding region runs from base 453 to 1289 and encodes 278 amino acids. Lineage: Eukaryota; Metazoa; Chordata; Actinopteri; Salmoniformes; Salmonidae. Gene Ontology annotation, molecular function: protein binding. The record is from RefSeq and is a predicted model, not a curated record. Gene Ontology annotation, biological process: intracellular signal transduction; proteasome-mediated ubiquitin-dependent protein catabolic process. The transcript has 3 exons.